Messenger RNA from Drechmeria coniospora, 1638 nucleotides. RefSeq names its product MFS transporter. Gene Ontology annotation, molecular function: carbohydrate:proton symporter activity. The coding region runs from base 1 to 1638 and encodes 545 amino acids. NCBI's taxonomy places the organism in Eukaryota, Fungi, Ascomycota, Sordariomycetes, Hypocreales, Ophiocordycipitaceae. The transcript is spliced from 4 exons. Gene Ontology annotation, biological process: transmembrane transport; carbohydrate transport. The record is from RefSeq and is a predicted model, not a curated record. Gene Ontology annotation, cellular component: membrane.
AUGGACGACGACCCUGCCAUCUCCGAGCCGGGAAGCAGCAAGAAUGGGCACGUUCGGCGGGUGGAACGUGCGAAGCCGGGCGAGCGGGCUCGGGGCCUCGAGAUCGACGAGACGCGGGACGUGACGGUGACGGAGCACGAGCUCGGCUUCUGGCAGGCCGUCCGCAUGUACCCCCAGGCCACCUUCUGGUCCUUCUUCUUCUGCAUCGCCGUCGUCAUGGCCGGCUUCGACGCCCAGAUCAUCACCUCCUUCUACGCCCUCCCGGCCUUCCAGAGGAGGUACGGCGACCGCGUCGGCGACCGCUACGAAAUCCCCGCCCGCUUCCAGAUGGCCCUCGGCAUGGGCAACCCCAUCGGCCAGGUCGUCGGCGCCCUCGCCAGCGGCUACCCGCUGCAGCUGCUCGGCCGCCGCCUCACCCUCGCCCUCUGCUGCCUCUGGUCCAUCGCCUUCGUCUUCGUCCAGUUCUUCGCCAACUCCAUCGGCAUGCUCGUCGCCGGCGAGAUCCUCGGAGGCCUCGCCUACGGCUUCUACGUCGUCAUCGCCCCGACCUACUCGUCCGAGAUUUGUCCCGUCAUCCUCCGCGGCGUCCUCACCGCCUCCGUCAACCUCGCCUUCGUCGUCGGCCAGUUCGUCGCCCAAGCGUGCGCCGCCGGCGUCGAGAGCCGGUUGGACGAGUGGGCCUACCGAGUCCCCUUUGCCGUCCAAUGGGUCUGGCCCGUCGUGCUCCUCGCCGCCCUGCCCUUCGCCCCCGAGAGCCCGUAUUGGCUCGUCCGCCGCGGCCAGAGGGACGAGGCCCGCAACUCUCUCCUUCAGCUCACCUCGAGCACGCACCGUCCCGACAUCGACGACGUUUUGCUUGCCAUCGAGCAGACGGAUCUUCUCGAGAGAGAAUACGAAACCUCGACGUCGUAUCGCGAAUGCUUCAAGGGCGUCAGCCUCGUCCGGACCGAGAUCUCCGUCAUGGUCUAUCUGAUCCAGGUCAUCGGCGGCAACCCCCUCAUCGGCUACGCCAACUACUUUUUCGAGCAGGCCGGCCUGAGCUCGUCCGAGGCGUUCAACAUGGGCGUCGGCAACACGGCCUUGGGCUUUGUCGGGACGCUCAUAUCCUGGCCGCUGAUGAACUAUUUCAAGUUUGGCCGCCGAUCGAUAUACAAUACGGGCAUGGUCAUCAUGACCAUCUUGCUCUUCGUCAUCGGUUUCCUUGCCAUCCCUACGGACAACACCGCGGCCGUAUGGGCGCUGGCCUCUCUCAUGGACUUUUGGACAUUCAUAUAUCAGAUGACCGUCGGCCCCAUCUGCUUCGUCAUCAUCUCCGAAAUAUCGGCCACCCGCCUACGGGAGAAGACGAUUGCCAUCGCCACUGCCGUCCAGGCGGCCGCUACUGUCGUCUUCACCGUCGCCAUGCCCUACAUGCUGAACACCGAGGAGGCGAACUGGGGGGGCAAGGCCGGUUUCUUGUUUGGCGCCAUCAGCCUGCUGUGCCUCGUCUGGUGUUAUUAUCGACUUCCCGAGAGCCACGGCAGGACAUACGAGGAGCUUGACAUUCUCUUCCAGCGACGUAUCCCGGCGAGGCAGUUCAAAAAUUACGACCUACUCGCCGAGGCCGAUGUCACCGAUACGUCCGACGACGAAGCAUGA